AGUGAGGGCCGCGGAGCGAGCGGGGCCUGCCCGGCCGGGUGCGUAUCGGCCACCGCGGCUCGGGUGGACGCGGCGGCGGGGAGGCCCACGCCGGCCUGCAGGAGGCCGCUCCCGCGGGGCAUCCAGCGGGGACCCGGCCCUGCGUCCUCACGGAUGGCGGGUCUCAGGAGGGGCCAGAGGGGACCAGCGCUCUCCGAAACCCGCUUCUGUUCCUGUUAUUUGUGGCAGGGUCUUGUGUAGCCCAGGCUGGGCUUAGGGGCGUGAGCCACUACGCCGGGCUUCAAUUAGAAUGUAAAAAUUCUCUUUAUGUUUGAAAUUAUCUGCGUUUCUUGUGCGCAUGCAUGCGCACGUGUGGCGCGGCGCAAGUGGAGAGGUCAGAGGACAACUGUGAAGAAGUCUGUUCUUCCACCAUGUGGGUUUCAGGAACCACUCGGGUCAGGCUUGCCGGUAAGCGCCUUCCGAGCCAUCACGCCGGUCCUGAAAAUACUUAUUUUUACGGUGGUGAAAAAUAAAGUGUUUUAAACGUCUUAAAAACGCAACGACCCUGUGUCAAGAAAUUUAGUGUUGGGAGCUGGAGAGAACACCCAGUUAGAAUAGGCUCCUAAGUGCCUCUAACUAUCUCCAGGAUAUCCGGGACACUCUUGGACUACACAACACACACACAGGAAAACAGUCUAUUUUUUAGAUGCAUCUUUAUAUUGUGUAGAGACAUAUUGUGCAUGAAAAGCCUUUGCCUGUUUGGGAAGCACUAGUAAGUGUUUUGCAGAUGCCUACGUGUGUGUUACCUGUUUAUUUUGUUUUUAGGAGACCAUCUUUCUGUGUAGUCCUGCUUCAGCCUCCUGAGUGCUGGGAUGUCAGCUGUGAGCCACUGAGCUCGGCUGUUGACAUGGGAUUUUUUUUUUUUUAAGUUUUCCGAGAUAGGGUUUCUCUGGGUAGCCCUGGCCAUACUGGAACUCAGUCUGUAGACCAGGCUGACCGAGAUCCACCUGCCUUUGCUUCCCAAGUGCUGGGAUUAAAGGUGUCUGCCACCACUGGCCAGCUAUGGAGGAUGAUUUUUUAAAAUAGUUUUUCAUAUGUUGUGCUCCCAAUUUUUAAGGAAUAUGUAUGUAGACUGCCAGCCAGACUGCCCUUUGCCUGUGAAUGAGGUUGGGGCUUUUUAAAGUGGGAAUUUUUCUUCAUGUUUCCUCAAACGCAGCCAGGAGUAGUGGUGCAUACUUUUGAUCCCUGCACUCUGGUGGACACAGAGGCAGGCCUCAGUGCGAAAAGAAACCACUUACCACCAAAGAUAGACAAAUUCAGAAUUAACACAUGACCUCAUCUCAUCUGCUCACUCUUUGAAACACUAUGUACUUCUGACUGGCUUGGAACUCGCUGUGUAGACCAGGCUGGCCAAGAACUCAAAGCUAUCUACUGGUCUCUACCUCCUGGGGGCUGGGAAUAAAGGUGCGCACCACCACACUCAGCAAAGUAGAGGGUUUUUGUUUGUUUUGGGGGUGGUUCUUCCUCCCCACCCCCAGACAAGGGUGCUCCGUGUAGCCCUGGCUGCCCUGGAUCUCACUCUGUAGCUCAGGAUGGCCUCAAACUCACAGAGAUCAGCCUGCCUCUGCUGGGGUUAGAGGUAACUGCUGUAGCCACCGCCACCUAACUCUUCUUCCUUUCUUUUUUUAAAAUAAGUGAUACAUUAUGAACUGUGGAUACAUCACCAAGAUUAAACUUUUUUUUCUGAGUAAGUAGAUUUUAAGUGGUUUAAUUUUAAAUGUCCUGGUUUUCUACAGUGAUGUGAAUAUAAUGAUCGACCAUCUUUUUGACAGAACUAGUUCAUCUGAUUCAUAUUAUGUAGGAAGCCAAAUGUCUGGAGCUGGCAAGAUGGCUCAGUGUGUAAAGGCACCUGUUGCCAAUCCCAAUGACCUGAGCUCGAUCCCCUGGAAACAGCACCUACCUCUGUGCUAUGGCGCUUCCGCAUGUGUGUUCACUCCAAAUGUCUUUAUGAAGGCGCUUGUGCAUACUAUUUGCUGUGUGAAGGUUGAUUAGCAAGUUUUGGUUGUGAAUAAUAAACUUUUGGUGGCGUUCAGUCCUAAGGCAAACUCUCACUCAUCUUACUUCUCUCACUUGACAAGCCAAGUCCAGCUUGCUAUUUUAAAUAAUUUUAAUGCCAUGUUUGGUUUCCUUUUCUUCUUAUGUUCUGAACAACCUAAAAUAUCCUGUUGAUAUCUUUUCAGUGUUCUCCCUGAUACUAGGAUAUAUAUUAGGAUAUGAGCUACAAGAAACCCUGUCUCCAGAAACCAGAGAAUGCUGUUUAUGGUGCUGGGUGAAGCAUUUUGUGUAUGUACCUAAUGUUUCUAUAAGAGUAUAACUAUCAGUUUUUCAGAUAUCCUUUCCCCUCUUCUGCUUGUGGCUAAGAACUUGAAGCAAGAUGAACUUGCUGGUGAUGGUGUGGACCAAUGAGGAUUCAUAUACACAGAGUUAGCUACUUGAUGCCAGCAGUCCAAAGACACGUACUCUGUCUUUGGUCUUGCCAUGUCCUCAUGGACUUUAUCGGAGUUGGUUUCUUCAUUGCUUAAAAUGAGGUAUUUUUUGCCAUCUCUGGAAAUUUGCCUGUAAUUCAUUUUCCUCACUGCAGUAUUGAGAAUUAUACCAAAUUCUUCUGGAGUAAGCAGAAUCACAGAUGGGAUCAGUGGGAUCUUUUCUGAUCAUUGUUACAGUGUCUGCUCUAUGAGACAGCCAGACUUAAAAUACUUUGACAACAAAGAUGAUGAUUCUGAUCCUGAGACAUCUAAUGAUUUGCCCAAGUUUACAGAUGGAACCAAAGGUAGAAAUAGGAAUCAGAACUACCUGGUUCCCAGCCCUGUGCUUAGGAUUCUAGACCACACCGUCUUUUCCACAGAUAAGUCUGCUGAUGUUGAAAUCUGUGAUGAAGAAUGUGACUCCCCUGAGGCAGUGCACCCGCAAACUCAAGAAGAGAGCCCUAUAGAGGUCCACACCUCAGAGGACGUCCCCAUUGCUGUGGAAGUUCAUGCGAUUUCUGAAGACUAUGAUGUAGAGACAGAGAACAAUUCCUCCGAGAGCCUCCAAGACCAGACUGAUGAAGAACCACCAGCUAAACUCUGUAAAGUACUUGACAAGAGCCAGGCUUUGAAUGUGACUGCCCAGCAGAAGUGGCCUUUGCUGAGAGCCAAUAGCAGUGGCCUCUACAAGUGUGAACUCUGUGAAUUCAACAGUAAGUAUUUUUCUGACCUGAAGCAGCAUAUGAUCCUGAAACACAAGCGCACUGACUCAAAUGUGUGUCGAGUGUGUAAGGAAAGCUUUUCCACCAAUAUGCUUCUCAUUGAGCAUGCCAAACUUCACGAAGAAGACCCCUACAUCUGUAAGUACUGUGACUAUAAGACAGUGAUCUUUGAGAACCUCAGCCAGCACAUUGCGGACACCCACUUCAGCGACCACCUGUACUGGUGUGAGCAGUGUGAUGUGCAGUUCUCCUCAAGCAGUGAGCUCUACCUGCACUUCCAGGAGCACAGCCGCGACGAGCAGUACCUGUGCCAGUUCUGCGAGCACGAGACAGGCGACCCUGAGGACCUGCACAGCCACGUGGUCAACGAGCAUGCGCGAAGACUGAUAGAGCUGAGCGACAAGUGCGGCAGUGGUGGGCACGGGCAGUGCAGCCUUUUAAGCAAGAUCACCUUUGACAAGUGCAAAAACUUCUUUGUGUGUCAAGUAUGUGGAUUUCGGAGCCGACUUCACACAAACGUGAACAGACACGUUGCUAUUGAGCAUACUAAGAUAUUCCCUCAUGUCUGUGAUGACUGUGGGAAGGGCUUUUCCAGCAUGCUGGAAUAUUGCAAGCAUCUGAAUUCACAUCUAUCUGAAGGGAUUUAUUUAUGUCAAUAUUGUGAAUAUUCAACUGGACAAAUUGAAGAUCUUAAAAUUCAUCUUGAUUUCAAGCAUUCAACUGACCUGCCUCAUAAGUGUAGUGACUGCCUGAUGAGGUUUGGGAAUGAAAGGGAAUUAAUCAGUCACCUUCCAGUCCAUGAGACUACCUGACUGUUAUCCUUACAUAAUGUUUAUGUAAAAUAAUAAAUUCUUUUUUCAUGUGAAAA
Molecule: messenger RNA, 4094 nt
Organism: Mesocricetus auratus (golden hamster)
Lineage: Eukaryota; Metazoa; Chordata; Mammalia; Rodentia; Cricetidae
Product: zinc finger protein 639
Exons: 5
Coding region: 2713-4038 (441 amino acids)
Biological process (GO): regulation of transcription by RNA polymerase II
Cellular component (GO): nucleus
Molecular function (GO): DNA-binding transcription factor activity, RNA polymerase II-specific; RNA polymerase II transcription regulatory region sequence-specific DNA binding
Source: RefSeq, a predicted model, not a curated record